AUGGAGACAAAGGAUGAGAUGGAGAUCUUCAAGGAUUUUGACCUCAAUAAUCUUGACUUGACCAAGGUUGACUACAAGAAGGUUUUGAGGGUGAAAGACACAGAUACAUAUGACAUCGUCAAAAAAGAAUAUUGGCGUUUAGCCGGAAAGUUUCACCCAGAUAAAGGCCCACUACUCAAUAUCACGAUACAUCCUGCGAAAUUCGUGAUUAUCGGAAAGGCCUGGGAAAACUACCAGGAGGUGGCGAAGCAGGAACAGCAGGAACAGUCUAAGGGGUCCAAAGGACGCAAAGAACAUAGUAGGAAGACUGAUCAUUCAACGGAUUUUCAGCCUGAAGCAGUGCCCAAGGCGAGAUCACCGGCUGGAUCAUCGGCUGCUGCGCCCGAGGGAAUUAGACGACAGAAGGUCAAUAGUGAUCGGUCGGCGACAUCCUCAUUUGCAGCGUUUGGCGGGCGCAGGUUCCACAAAUAUCAUAGUCCAGCAACGUUGAGAGCCGGCACCCCUUCAUCGAGAGUCUACAGUUACACAACAAUUAGACUUUACUAA
Molecule: messenger RNA, 546 nt
Organism: Penicillium diatomitis
Lineage: Eukaryota; Fungi; Ascomycota; Eurotiomycetes; Eurotiales; Aspergillaceae
Product: heat shock protein DnaJ
Exons: 2
Coding region: 1-546 (181 amino acids)
Source: RefSeq, a predicted model, not a curated record